Messenger RNA from Myotis davidii, 1857 nucleotides. RefSeq names its product UDP-glucuronosyltransferase 2A3. Gene Ontology annotation, molecular function: UDP-glycosyltransferase activity. The record is from RefSeq and is a predicted model, not a curated record. The coding region runs from base 7 to 1341 and encodes 444 amino acids. Lineage: Eukaryota; Metazoa; Chordata; Mammalia; Chiroptera; Vespertilionidae. The transcript has 5 exons.
UCUGCCAUGCUGUCCGAGAAGUGGAUUUCAGCGGCUCUGCUGCUGCAGCUCUGCUGCACUGGCUCUGGAUCCUGUGGGAAGGUCCUGGUGUGGCCCUGUGACAUGAGCCAUUGGCUCAAUCUAAAGAUCAUUCUGGAGAAUCUCGCAGACAGGGGGCAUGAGGUGACCGUGUUGGUUUCUCCAGACUCGCUCAUCAUUGACUACAGUAAGCCUUCCACACUGAACUUUGAGGUGAUCCCUCUAGCUCAAGAGGGAGAUUUUUUUGCAAAUAAACUAAAUGACUUCUUAGACUUAGCUACUACUGUCAUGCCAACAAUGUCACGCUGGCAGUCAGCAAGAAAAAUGCAAGAAUUUCUUCUUCAACUAACUGGACGUUUAAAACUUCUGUGUGAGAGUGUAGUCUACAACCAGUCAAUCAUGAAGAAACUCCGGGAAACCAACUACGAUGUAAUGGUUAUAGACCCUGUGGUGCACUGUGGAGAGCUGAUUGCUGAGUUGCUGGAAGUCCCUUUCGUGUACACACUGAGGUUCUUUAUGGGUGGCACUGUGGAGAAAUACUGUGGGAAACUCCCAGCUCCACCUUCCUAUGUCCCUGUUGUCAUGAAAACUUUAUCUUUACAGGAAAUGGAAGAAUUUGUCCAAAGUUCAGGUGAACAUGGAGUUGUAGUGUUCUCUCUGGGGUCAAUGGUCAAAAACCUCACAGAAGAAAAAGCCAAUCUCAUUGCCUCAGCCCUCGCUCAGAUUCCACAGAAGGUCUUAUGGAGGUACAAAGGAACGAAGCCAGCCACAUUAGGAGCCAACACUCGGCUCUAUGAUUGGAUACCACAGAAUGAUCUUCUUGGUCAUCCCAAAGCAAAAGCUUUUAUCACUCAUGGUGGAACAAAUGGGAUCUAUGAAGGUAUCUAUCAUGGUGUCCCUAUGGUGGGAGUUCCCAUGUUUGCUGAUCAGCAUGAUAACAUUGCUCACAUGAAGGCCAAAGGAGCGGCUGUGGAGGUGAACAUAAACACAAUGACAAGUGCAGAUUUGCAUGAUGCCUUGAAAACAGUCAUUAAUGAACCUUCCUAUAAAGAGAACGCUAUGAGGUUAUCAAGCAUUCACCACGAUCAACCUGUAAAGCCCUUGGAUCGAGCAGUCUUCUGGAUCGAGUUUGUCAUGCGCCACAAAGGAGCCAAACACCUGCGGCCAGCUGCUCACAACCUCACCUGGGUCCAGUACCACUCUUUGGAUGUCAUUGGGUUCCUGCUGGCCUGUGUGGCAACUGCUAUAUUUUUGGUCACAAAAUGUUGCUUAUUUUCUUGUCAAAAAUUUGGUAGAACAGGAAACAAGAAAAAGAGGGAAUAGAUCAUUCUCAGGGUGGUACAGGUCUGAGUGGGCAAUCCUGUUCUGUUUAGCCACAAUGAUCUUCAUGAAAACAUCAUCUUCAUCAUGUUUUCAAAAUUCCAAUUUCUCUCUCUUAGCCUACAGAUAAAGCCCAGAAUUUGACAAUACCAUCAACUAGUGAGCAUGUCCUUUUCUUCCUUUGUCUUUUGCCAGAUGACUUUACCCUCUUCCUCUCACUUUCCUGACACAAGGACACUAAUAGUUUUAUGUAGAUUCUAUACACAAUAUGAUCAUUAUUUUUUAACCCUAAGAGGUAUGCUGACUAACAAUAUGCUAAAUCCUGGGGAACACACAAAAUAAGAGCUAAGUUUGAUGGAUGUAGGGAACAUGGAAGAGUAAAAUUCACAAAUUCAGCUAGAACCUACAAACCAGAGAAACAUCAUAGAAGAUUAGUAUGUUAUAAGAAUAGUAUUGAUUUUUUUUCUGCUUUCCCAAUGUUACUGGAGUCAGAGCAUGAAAUGAUAAUAACUGGGAUGG